AUGCGAAGUCAUCGGUCCGCGAAAUUUGCGGAAUAUAUCUCCACAUUUGCUAUUUUAAAUUCCAUUGGAAUUCACGAAACGGUGUUAAUUGAAAGACGGGAUUCUUCUACUGGGAUCGGGGUUUACGUGCGGGACGCGUGCGAUGCUCACACGACGCUCUUUGUCGUUCCCGGCCAUCGCGUCUGCUCCAGCUCCGUUCUUUCCCAUCUCGGAACGAAAAUUACGCUGCGAUCGAACGGCGAUUGGGAUGGGGAAAGACUUCAAACGUUAAAUCAUGGACUGAUUAAUUAUUUAACGGGAUUGGAAGAGGCCAAGGUGUGGAUGGAGUGCGCCUGGCGAAUCGCAUUGGAGCGGCAUCGCAGCUAUUCCUCGUGGUGGGGUUGGAUUCAGAGCGCGCCCGACGAGAAAGAAUUAAUGAGCCUGGAGGAGGGAAUUUGUGGGAAUUGCCGUGUCCUGCACCCUACGCUCUACCCUUUUUAUCUAAAAGGACGUGCAAAAAUAAAGGAAGAGAUCAAACUCGCCUUUGAAUUACUUUCUCAUAACAAUCUACGGCCUUCUUUUUCUUAUUUCUCAUGGGCGGUAGAGAUUCUUCUCUCGCGUGGGAUUUUGCUGCCGUGUUGUUGGCAAACAAAGGAGGGUUUAGAGAAGGCUGGGGAGGUGGAGUUUGGGGUGGUGCCAUUUGUGGAUUUAAUUAACGGCGCGAAUGAUCAGGCUGCGACUAAUGAUAGCUUUACACCCAAGGAAAAUGCCGUUGUCGAAGUUGAAUUAUCGACAGAGAGUUUACCUGAAUGGUAUGUCUCCUGGGUAGUCCAGGAAGCGCGGCGUAAAACUCAUGAUGAAUCACUUAAUGUGGGGGAACUUUUACGGGAGCAUUUUUGCCUUUGCGUGAGCUUAACAAAGCCCCUGAAAGCCUCGGAAGAAGUUAUUAUUUCAUAUAACACACCACAUAUUUCUACUGGUGUGCUUUCCAGUAAUGAGGAUGCGCUGUUAUCACGUCUGAUAAAGUAUAGUUUUUAG
Molecule: messenger RNA, 1017 nt
Organism: Phytomonas sp. Hart1
Lineage: Eukaryota; Euglenozoa; Kinetoplastea; Trypanosomatida; Trypanosomatidae
Source: the annotation of a GenBank genome assembly